GAUCCUGGCUGAUCUUGGCAAUACAUGAGAGGGAGGAGGAGAGGAGGGUUUGCAGAGGACCACACUCACAAAGACAUUUUCUCCAUUCUGCAGCAAAGUGAGCUGCAGUCCUUCUGCGGGACUUCCUACAGAGCCUGUGACUUAUGGGCAUUAUCAGCUGCUCUGAUGUCUUGUGUGGAAGCAUAACGAUGGAGUGGGAUUGCCUCGGAUAGAGGACAGGGAACCCACAUGACCCCAGCUUCCUGAUGACUGCACCUUUUUAUCCCAAGCUCCUUUCCCGAGCUUUUUCUCCCUUCUUUCUAACAUGGCAGGAAACUGGCACAGCGUUGUUCUUCAGUGAAGUUAAAGGCAGUCCACACUGCAGACGCAGCACAGCUGGUGUUACAGCAAGAGACACCGUGGGGUUUGCUGAAGGACGGCAGAGACGCAGGCAUGAUUCUGAUAUCCUUGGAGAUCUAAAGAUGAACUCUUCCUUUGAAGGAACUAACAGCAGCAGCAGCAGUCCAUUUUGCCUUUUGGGUGUGGGGUCUCAUGAAGCCAUUCCUUUUUGCCUCCUGGAAGUGGGGAUCAUCAUCUUUCUGACUGUUCUGAUCAUCUUCGGCAAUUUGAUAGUAAUUUUCGUCUUCCACUGUGCUCCCCUGUUGAACCAUCACACUACGAGUUACUUCAUUCAGACCAUGGCCUAUGCUGACCUUUUGGUGGGAGUCAGCUGCUUGGUUCCGUCCUUUACUUUGCUGCAUCACACUGACCUGCUUCCAGAACAGAUCGUAUGUAAAAUGUUUGGCUAUGUGGUGUCUGUCCUAAAGAGCGUCUCCAUGACAUCAUUGGCUUGUAUCAGCAUCGACCGCUACAUCGCCAUAACCAAACCACUCACGUACAACACAUUAGUCACUGCAUGUCGGCUACGUUUUUGCAUCCUCUUACUCUGGAUCUACUCGUGUGCUAUUUUCCUGCCAUCAUUUUUAGGUUGGGGAAAACCAGGGUACCAUGGAGAUGUAUUCCAGUCAUGUGCAGACUCGUGGCCCACCAGUGCAUAUUUUACUUCUUUUAUUGUUGUGAUGCUAUAUGCCCCAGCGGCUACAACUGUUUGUUUCACAUACUUCAAUAUUUUUCGUAUCUGCCAGCAGCACAACAAGGAGAUAAACGAUAGACGAGUACGUUUCAGCACCACUGACAGUGAUUCCGCCCAGGGACAACCUAGCCCAGAGAGGCGCUAUGCCACUGUCCUUUUUCGCAUUACCAGCGUCUUCUACAUUCUCUGGUUGCCCUAUAUUAUCUACUUUCUCCUGGAGAGCUCCAGGGUCUAUGCCAAUAAGACUGCCUCCUUUCUUACAACCUGGUUGGCCAUCAGCAACAGUUUCUGCAACUGUGUUAUCUACAGCAUGUCCAACAGUGUUUUCCAGAAAGGACUAAAGCGUCUUUCUGGGGCUGUUUGUGCUUCUUGUUCCAGACAACGAAAAGGUCAUGAUGGUACUGGUACUGCCCCUAAGAGACCCACGGCUGAUGACAAUCCUUAAGUGUUCUAACCUAGACUGUGUAAAGUAUAAAAAAAUGUUAGUACCACUAGUACUCUAGCAUUAGGAAAUGUGUCCACAGUAUUAAAGAGUGUUGGCCUCCCAACAGGAGCAUUGGAACAGCAUCAGUGAUGCCGGAAUAUAUCUAGUGCUUUAGUCCCAUUGUGGACCCAACUUGUAGCUGCAAUAAAUUGUCGUAAUCUUACUAGAGCUUGAGGCUCUUUAUAGUUUGUGGUUUUCUGACUUAACCCCACGUUAUCACUUCAGAUACAUCUCUAAGGAUUCAAUUCCAUUAUGAUUUUGCCACUUUUAUGUCUAUUAAGUGAGUUCCACAUUCUUGGAGAUGCAUCGAUGCGUUCCGAACAAUCUCCUACAAGCAGAAAUGUUACCAGCAAGUGGUGUGUGUACUCUAAUGUCUCUAAACAGCACCACUUAAGAGCCAAAUAUUUGGAUUUCUUCUCAAGCUGGAUCUGGUUGUUAGCAGAAUGGAUUAUACUACUUGUGAUGUGAAGUGAAACUUGUUAGAGCCGCGGGAGCUCUUUAAACAAACAGGACCCCCCCCACCCCUGUGUACUUAGGAACCCAUCACACAGAGUCUGUCCAUUGUAAUAUAUUUUCAGUUUUAUUAUGUUACAUGCAUAGGUAACUUGGUUUCAAACAAAUAUAAUACAAUAUUUUUCUAAGUGGAAGAAAAUAAUAUAUUAUUGAUAUUUAAACUGUUGACCACUGGAAUUUUUUUUAAAGUAUAAUUUAAGAAUGUUUUGCUUAACGUGUUUGUAAUAGUCUUAUGUUAGGGCGGUCACAUGACGUGUUUUCUACCCUUUAAAGUCUGUCUGGUACCUGUAUUUUGAAGAGUCUAUUUUGUGGGCUGAACCAAUAGAUCACCCCUCAGUCUGCUAGGACUGGGCAACGACAUUGCUCCAAUGCCAAAUAUCUAUUAAAGCCUGAAUUCUAUAUCAUGUUCCUCAUCAAUUUUAUAGUACAGCCUUGAAUAAUGAGACGAAGGUUUAGUCCAGCUCACCCCCAAAUAGGCACCCGGACUGGUCUUGGACUCGUCCCACGAUAAUGUAGAGAAAAAAGCAAAUGUCCAGCGUGAAUAGAACUCUUUAUUCAGUUGCCAUAGAAAACAUCACAC
Hyla sarda is the source of this 2649-nucleotide messenger RNA. Its product is annotated as probable G-protein coupled receptor 21. The record is from RefSeq and is a predicted model, not a curated record. The transcript has 2 exons. Bases 246 to 1517 code for a protein of 423 amino acids. Gene Ontology annotation, biological process: G protein-coupled receptor signaling pathway. Gene Ontology annotation, molecular function: G protein-coupled receptor activity. Gene Ontology annotation, cellular component: membrane. Lineage: Eukaryota; Metazoa; Chordata; Amphibia; Anura; Hylidae.